Molecule: messenger RNA, 315 nt
Organism: Rubroshorea leprosula
Lineage: Eukaryota; Viridiplantae; Streptophyta; Magnoliopsida; Malvales; Dipterocarpaceae
Source: the annotation of a GenBank genome assembly
ACUGAGGAAGGUGGCGAACAUGAGGGCCGAGACUAUUCGGUUAAGGAAAGAAAUUAACAAAAUGGAUGUUGCUGUAAAGAAGAAGAAAAAAGUGGUGAAAUUGGAGAAGAAAAAACUCAACCGAUGUCUUACUGAAAACCUGCUUCUGUCAGUAACAGAGCACCUCCUUAGAGGGAUUCUGUUUCCCCCAGGCGGAAACUACUAAAUUAAUACAAUUGGGAAUUGUUGUAUUAGCUAUUUCUGUUCAGUGAUUUAUGUUGCCUUUCGAUGGUUUUUUUCUCAUGUGUUUUUGGGGGUGUUCUUGGAUGUGUUUUU